CCUCGGACAUGCUCCGAGUCCUGAGAGGUGGUAAUCCGGUGAAGAAUGAAGGUGGACUGAUGGGAUAGUAUGGCAUGAAGCAGGUAGUUGUGAAUGCCUACAAGGGCGAGACAGAACAGGAUAUCCUGUAUCGAGCCUACGCAUCAAAGGGAGAAGACUGGCAUUGUCUCAUGACGAGAAAGGUGCUGAGGAAGGUCGAUAUCCACCUCCUGCCGCUGUUGAUCAUUAUGUAUUUGUUGAACUUUCUGGAUAGGAACAAUCUCUCCCAAGCGCGACUCGGUACUCUCGAGGAAGACCUAGGAAUGAAAGGAACAGACUUCAACCUGGCUACCAGUAUCCUGUUCGUGGGGUAUCUUCUCAUGCAGCUCCCGUCCAAUUUACUGUUGACCAAGGUUCGACCGUCGAUGUUUUUGGGUCUUGCUAUGGCGAUUUGGGGUGCCAUAUCUGCCUGUCAAGCAGCAGUGACGUCCUUCGCCGGACUGGUCGUUGCGAGGUUCUUCCUCGGGUUUGUCGAGGCCCCUUUCUUCCCUGGCGCUGUUAUGUUGAUGUCGAGUUGGUACACGAGACAAGAACUGAGCCAUCGCAUCGCGUGGUUCUAUGCAGGGAGCUCACUGGCGAAUGCAUUUGGAGGUCUCAUCGGUGCUGGGGUCCUGGGGAACUUGAAUGGAGCACACGGCAUAGCAGGCUGGAGGUGGCUGUUUAUCAUCGAAGGAACCAUCACGGUUGGAGUCUCAGUCAUCUCAAUAUUCCUGCUCCCCAACUAUCCUACCACAACCAAAUGGCUCGACGAAGAGGAACAGGCAUACGCACAAUGGCGACUUAUCCACGACACUGGCGAAGCCGACGAGGUAGGCUCAAACAGCAUCAAGGAAGCCCUUCUACUAGUCUUCACAGACAAGCGCAUCUACCUCUUCAUCCUCCUUCAACACUCAUCCCUCCUAUCGCAGAAUUUCCAGUAUUUCUUCCCCACAAUCGUCAAAACACUCAACUACGGCAAUAUCAAGACAUUACUCAUCACUGCCCCGGUUUGGAUUGGGACAUUCUUCGUAUCGUUGAUCGUCACCUGGACGUCUGGACGGACGAACGAUCGCGGCCUCCAUAUCAUCGCCUUGAUGCUGGUAAGCACGGUUGGAUGUAUCAUUGUGACUGCUACCACGAAUACGGGUGCGAGGUUCUUCGCGAUGUUCCUAAUGCCCAUGGGCGCUGUAUCAGCCUACCAAAUCAUCAUCGCCUGGGUCGCCAACUCCUUCCCUCGUCCGCUUGUGAAGCGCUCUGCCGCCAUCGCUACGGCAAAUAUGAUCGGAAAUACGGCCUCCAUUUAUGGGAGCUACAUGUGGCCUUCGUCAUCGGGGCCGCGGUAUGUCCCCGGUGGCAGCGCGACAGCCGUCGUGUGCAUUCUCGUGGUACUUCUGGCGGUGGUUAUUCGUUUCAUCCAUGCGAGAAUGAACAAGCGUCUAGAUGAGGAAGAAGCAUCUAUGGAGAUGGAAGAGGGAGUUGCUCGUGAUCAUACUAAUGCUGUUGCGAGGGCGGCGGGAUUCAGAUACAUCUUGUGA
This is a messenger RNA of Monascus purpureus, 1553 nucleotides long. Lineage: Eukaryota; Fungi; Ascomycota; Eurotiomycetes; Eurotiales; Aspergillaceae. The record is from the annotation of a GenBank genome assembly.